Fusarium subglutinans is the source of this 651-nucleotide messenger RNA. Its product is annotated as bifunctional 4-hydroxyphenylacetate degradation enzyme. Lineage: Eukaryota; Fungi; Ascomycota; Sordariomycetes; Hypocreales; Nectriaceae. The transcript has a single exon. Gene Ontology annotation, molecular function: hydro-lyase activity. The record is from RefSeq and is a predicted model, not a curated record. Bases 1 to 651 code for a protein of 216 amino acids.
AUGUCCUCCGAAACGGUAUCAUUUGGCCUUGCCACCAUUCGCAACGACGAUAACAACCUCGAAGCAGCAAUUGUUAUUGGCCAAUGGGUGUAUCCGCUAGCAUCUCUUGAUGAGUCUUUCCACGAUCGCACCGUCUUUGGCCUGCUUCAGGAUUGGCCUUCAGUGUACUCUUCACUGCAACAGCUUGCGUCGCGUGUUGUCAAGCGAGAUGGACAAGUCGGGAGUCAUCGAGUUCAACUCAAAGACGCAAAGCUUGAUACGCCAAUUCGCUACCCAAACAAGCUUCUUGCAGUUGGGGCCAACUAUUCAGGUCAUCUUAGAGAGAUGGGUCUCCCUGCGGAGAAAUGGGAUCCAAUGCCGUUCUUCAGUUGCCCUCCUACUAGCUCCAUCGUUGGACCGGGGAAGACAGUUCCUCUUCCGCCGACAACUAAGCAGUUUGACUGGGAGUGCGAGCUGACAGUUGUGAUGGGAAAAGGGCUGAGAAACGCGUCUCAAGAGCAGGCUGCAGAGACCAUCGCUGGCUAUACUAUUGGUCUUGAUCUCAGCUGUCGCGAUCUCUUCCGCUCUCAUGGACACAGGUGGCUCGUGAAGGGGGAUUUCAUCAAAGCUCAGAUAGGCGAUAUGGAGCCUCUGGAGGUUGAGAUUUACUGA